Coregonus sp. 'balchen' is the source of this 18522-nucleotide messenger RNA. NCBI's taxonomy places the organism in Eukaryota, Metazoa, Chordata, Actinopteri, Salmoniformes, Salmonidae. The record is from the annotation of a GenBank genome assembly.
AUGUUCCUAGAUGCUUUGCUGGCGGACUUGGAGUCGACAACCUCCCACAUCUCCAAGCGGCCGGUGUUUCUGCCGGACGAGACGCCCUACUCUUUCCUCACGGGAGGACAGGCUCCUCCCCCUGUACCCCCACCUCCCUCUGCUGAGGCCCUGAACGGAACCGCGCUCAACCCCCUAGAAUCCACCCGGUCGUCCACACAGGUACAUACUCAUAUACACCUUUGUACAUACCCAAACGGAAGGUGUGGGCAGUAAGUUACAUACCUGAUUAAACUAAUAGUCUUGGUGAAGACUAUGAAUGGAUGAUCGAAAGCCUGUACCCACAUGACCCUAUUGAGGGUAAAGUUGGACACCCCUGACAAACACCCAUUUACCACAUUACCCAUCUAGAGCACUCAAAUACUACACUUCUAAAUAUGUACCUACCCUUUCUUAGUCCUACAGCAGUAGCUCCCCCUCCUUACCCCAAAGCGAAGACGACCACGUCUACAGGUAAUAAUGAUAAUAAUAACAUUACACAUUUGUUUGUGUAGCAUCACAAGACAAAAUGAACAUCAGAUGUCUGUUACUGAUGUUUGUGUGUCUCUUUUGGUUCCUGCAGCUUCCCCAACAAGCAAAAGAGUGCGGAGGCUGCCAUGAGCUCCUUCCUGGGCAGCAACCUGUCGGAGUUGGACCGGCUGCUUCUGGAGCUCAACGCCGUGCAGCACAACACGCCCUCCUUCCCCACUGAGGGUACGCUAUACCAUUUAUGUGUGCAUCCCAAAUGGCACCCUAUUCCCUAUAUAGGGCACUGCUUUUGACCAGGGCUCACGGGUAGAAAACCCUGUUUGGUACAUAAAUCAUUUAACAGGCACUAUGUCUUUGUUGUUGAAACUUGGGAAUACUGUAUGUAAAGAUGUUUUUUUUUCCUUCUGUGUUGCAGAGGAGACAGCCCCGCCCCUCCCCUCUAGCAGCACCACCCACUAUGUGCAGGAGAACGGGGUUUCGGUGGCCGGCAAGGUGCCUCCCCCAACCAUGGAGAAGCCCAAGCGCAGCGUGGCCACCAGGGUCAUUGAAGAUGUACGCCCCAGCGUUGAAAGCCUUCUGGACGAGCUAGAAAAUUCUGUGCCCUCCCCCACGUAAGGAUUAAGGCGUCCGCAUGCUUCCCAUCCGAAUCAAUUCGGAACAGUUUGUGCAUAUAUUAUGACGACAUUUUAUGACGUUUUUGUUCUUCAGCGAAAGGGUUUUUCCUGUAGCAUGCAGAAGGCUUUAGUGCUGGUCAAAAACGUUCCUAUCCCCAGAAAUGGGGGAAAAUUGACAGCGACGCAAUUGCACUGCACCUCAAGUUCCGGAAGACCGUUUAAUCUUGUACACUGAUUGUGCUAUUUUCCUGUGUGUUUUUCAUGUUUGACUGUGGGAAUUUAUGACCUAAUGUUUGUUGUUGUUUAUUUAAUUUCUAGCCCCACCGCCUUGGUGGUAGAGGAGUUGACGGAGGGGGAGGAGGAGACACCCUCCCAGCUGCAGGCCAGAAUCUCUGCCUCCUCCGCCACGCGGGAGCUCGACGAGCUCAUGGCCUCGCUGUCUGACUUCAAAGUCCAGAGCAAUGUGAGUUUUACAGAAAUAUUAUUUUUACGAGGAUGUGUGUGUGUGUGUAUACUUGCGUACUAUUCAGGCGUUUGGAAAUUGCUCCCAAGUAAACUUCUGACCCACUGGAAUUGUGAUUCAGUGAAUUAUAAGUGAAAUAAUCUGUCUGUAAACAAUUGUUGGAAAAAUUACUUGUGUCAUGCACAAAGUAGAUGUCCUAACCGACUUGCCAAAACUAUAGUUUGUUAACAAGAAAUUUGUGGAGUGGUUGAAAAACGAGUUUUAAUGCCUCCAACCUAAGUGUAUGUAAACUUCUGAUUUCAACUGUAUAUACAGUACCAGUCAAAAGUUUGGACACCUACUCAUUCAAGGAUUUUUCUUUAUUUUGACUACUUUCUACAUUGUAGAAUAAUAGUGAAGACAUCAGAACUAUGAAAUAACACAUAUGGAAUCAUGUAGUAACCAAAAAAAGUGUUAAACAAAUCAAAAUAUAUUUUAUAUUUGAGAUUGUUCAAAUAGCCACCCUUUGCCUUGAUGACAGCUUUGCACACUCUUGGCAUUCUCUCAACCAGCUUUAUGAGGAAUACUUUUCCAACAGUCUUGAAGGAGUUCCCACAUAUGCUGAGCACUUGUUGGCUGCUUUUCCUUCACUCUGCCGUCCGACUCAUCCCAAACCAUCUCAAUUGGAUUGAGGUCAGGAGAUUGUGGAGGCCAGGUCAUCUGAUGCAGCACUCCAUCACUCUCCUUCUUGGUAAAAUAGCCCUUACACAGCCUGGAGGUGUGUUGGGUCAUUGUCCUGUUGAAAAACAAAUGAUAGUCCCACUAAGCCCAAACCAGAUGGGAUGGCGUAUCGCUGCAGAAUGCUGUGGUAGCCAUGCUGGUUAAGUGUGCCUUGAAUUCUAAAUAAAUCACAGACAGUGUCACCAGCAAAGCACCCCCACACCAUAACACCUCCUCCUCCAUGCUUUACGGUGGGAAAUACACAUGCGGAGAUCAUCUGUUCACCCACACCGCGUCUCACAAAGACACAGCGGUUGGAACCAAAAAUCUCCAAUUUGGAGUCCAGACCAAAGGACAACUUUCCACCAGUCUAAUGUCCAUUGCUCAUGUUUCUUGGCCCAAGCAGGUCUCUUCUUAUUAUUGGUGUCCUUUAGUAGUGGUUUCUUUGCAGCAAUUUGACCAUGAAAGCCUGAUUCACACAGUCCCCUCUGAACAGUUGAUGUUGAGAUGUUACUGUUACUUGAACUCUGUGAAGCAUUUAUUUGGGCUGCAAUUUCUGAGGCUGGUAACUCUAAUGAACUUAUCCUCUGCAGCAGAGGUAACUCUGGGUCUUCCAUUCCUGUGGCGGUACUUAUGAGAGCCAGUUUCAUCAUAGCGAUUUAUGUUUUUUGCGACUGCACUUGAAGAAACUUUCAAAGUUCUUGAAAUGUUCCGUAUUGACUGACCUUCAUGUCUUAAAGUAUUGAUGGACUGUCGUUUCUCUUUGCAUAUUUGAGCUGUUCUUGCCAUAAUAUGGACUUGGUCUUUUACCAAAUAGGGCUAUCUUCUAUAUACCACCCCUACCUUGUCACAACACAACUGAUUGGCUCAAACGCAUUAAGAAGGAAAAAAAUUCCACAAAUUAACUUUUAAGAAGGCACACCUGUUAAUUAAAAUGUAUUCCAGGUGACUACCUCAUGAAGCUGGUUGAGAGAAUGACAAGAGUGUGCAAAGCUGUCAUCAAGGCAAAGGGUGGCUAUUUGAAGAAUCUCAAAUAUAACAUAUGUUUUGAUUUGUUUAACACUUUUUUGGUUACUACAUGAUUCCAUUUGUGUUAUUUCAUAGUUUUGAUGUCUUCACUAUUAUUCUACAAUGUAGAAAAUAGUAAAAAUAAAGAAAAACCCUGGAAUGAGUAGGUGUGUCCAAACCUUUGACUGGUACUGUAUAUACAUACAUAAACACAUUGUACACCUGCUCAAGGGCACAUCAGCAGAUUUUCACCUUGUGAACUCAGGUAUUCGAACCUGCAACCUUUCAAUUAAUGUCCCAACGCUCUAACUGCUAUAUGGAUGAGUGGGUUGACCGAUGGAUGGGUGGGUGGUUGUGGAUGGAUGGAUAGAUGGAUGGAUGGGUGGAUGGACGGACAGCUGGAUGGAUGGAUGGAUGGAUGGGUGGGGGUAGAGAUGGAUGAGAAAGAGAGGUAGGCAGAUGCAGAUGGGAUGAAAGGACUUACUGUAGGGUGAAAUGUGCAGUCAAAUGAAUGGGGGAUGUGUUACUUUUAAAAUGUAGGUUGUAUUUAGAUUUUUGGCAUCGAUGUGGGGGUUCUUCACACAGGUAGAUUGCUGUGGUCUAGACUGUGUCGGGCAUUUACUACCAUUCACCUUAUCGAUCCCACAAUACUAAGUUAUUUACACUGUGAGUUAAUAAGUGUGGAAUGUGAAUGAUUUUUAUAUCCAUCACUAUGAUAUAUAAUGCCAAUUUUCACACAGCUUUAUUGAGGAUGUGGUCAUGAUUUGAUAUGCCAUGGUGCAUUUCUGCCGCUGUGGCAACUUCCCUUUUCUCCUCAAAUCAUUUCCCCUUUUUUUUCUCUUUUCUAUUAUUGUUUCUGUGUGUGUGUGUUUCUUUUCCCCUUCCGGCUCCAUUGCUGCCCGUCCUCCAGUCUGGUUCUCAGUUGUCUCUCAGUAUGAAUCCCCUCCUGCUCAGUCAAGGAUCAGAACCCUCCUCCUUGGAGACGAAGUCACCUGCAGCCCCUGCUUCCCCAGUAGUUUGUAACCAGAGACCCAACUGGGCCUGUGGAUCUGCAGCUGGAGCCCCCCAGUGACACGUCCCCCUCCUGUACCCCUGUUCCUUUAGAACUCCACAUAGAUGAAGAUGCCUGCGCUUGCCCUCCCUCCUCCACCCCCCUCUCAGCUGCUUCAAGCCUCCACCGUUGUGUUGGCCUCAUCCCAGAGCCUCCAGUACACCCAGAUCCACACACAGCUGGGAGGAGAAACUGAUCCCAGCGUGAGAACUACGCUGACCUCCCACAUGGAGUCCCUCACUGUGGUCUCUAACACCACAAGCCACACUUUGCCAAAGACCCCCGAUCCUCCUGUUGCCCCAGUUGUAAAGUACCCCAGUCCUGCAGUGGAUACAAAGAACCACCAAGACACCUAGUCCAGUAACUGUUGACAAGACCCCUAGUCUGGUACCUGUUGCCAAUACCCUCAGUCCUGUGACUGUUGUCAAGACCCCUAGUCCUAUAACUGUUGCCAAGACUCCCAUUCCAGUUAUGGUUGCUACGAGCCUCAGUCCUGUUCCAAUUCCUAAAAAGCCUCAGUCCUCUUCCAGUUGCUAAGAGCCCCAGUCCAGUUCUGGUUGCUAAGAGCCCCAUUCCUGUUAGUGUUGCUAAGAGUCCCACUCAUAAAACAAUCACCCUUCCUCUGUCAGCCCCCAUUGAUCAAUCUUCCCCACCGAAGGAGAAGCAGCCAGACAAAACCGCUGCUCAGCCAGCGCCCUCUGCAUUCCUCUGGGAUAACAGGCCACGGGAGCCCUGCUGGGACACUCUUGGCAAUGUUGUCCUUCGACUUUACCCUGCCAGAGGAGAAGGAGCAUCCAAUGACUUUCGGACAAAUGGAGCUUUGCCUGCAGAACAAGGAAGACUUGGAGGAUAGAAGGACUCCAAGGCACAGCACCCCCUGAUGGCGCGAGGGACGAUGACCCCCCUUACCAAGGCCACUGAUGGACACGCUUACCCGUCGGCGUCCCGAACUCCCCGAGACCACCCUGGCCCCCAAAAAAAUUUAAAAAAAUUUUUAAGGUUUGUGUCUUCACUAUUAUGUCUACAAUGAAAAUCUAAUACAAGACACCCUGGAAUGGAGGUUGGAAAACCUUUGACUGUACUGUAUAUACAUACUAAACACAUGUACUGGGAAAAAAUAUUUUCACACCAUGUGCAUUCUCCCCUUAAAGAUAGGCCUGUAAUUCUCUUAGGUACACUCAACUAUGACAGACAAAUUGAGAAAAAGAAAUCCAGAAAAUCACAUUGUAGGAUUUUUAAUGAAUUUAUUUGCAAAUUAUGGUGGAAAAUAAGUAUUUGGUCACCUACAAACAAGCAAGAUUUCUGGCUCUCACAGACCUGUAACUUCUUCUUUAAGAGGCUCCUCUGUCCUCCACUCGUUACCUGUAUUAAUGGCACCUGUUUGAAACUUGUUAUCAGUAUAAAAGACACCUGUCCACAACCUCAAACAGUCACACUCCAAACUCCACAAUGGCCAAGACCAAAGAGCUGUCAAAGGACACCAAAAACAAAAUUGUAGACCUGCACCAGGCUGGGAAGACUGAAUCUGCAAUAGGUAAGCAGCUUGGUUUGAAGAAAUCAACUGUGGGAGCAAUUAUUAGGAAAUGGAAGACAUACAAGACCACUGAUAAUCUCCCUUGAUCUGGGGCUCCACGCAAGAUCUCACCCCGUGGUGUCAAAAUGAUCACAAGAAGGGUGAGCAAAAAUCCCAGAACCACACAGGGGGACCUAGUGAAUGACCUGCAGAGAGCUGGGACCAAAGUAACAAAGUCUACCAUCAGUAACACACUACGCCGCCAGGGACUCAAAUCCUGCAGUGCGAGACGUGUCCCCCUGCUUAAGCCAGUACAUGUCCAGGCCCGUCUGAAGUGCAUUUGAAUGAUCCAGAAGAGGAUUGGGAGAAUGUCAUAUGGUCAGAUGAAACCAAAAUAUAACUUUUUGGUAAAAACUCAACUCGUCAUGUUUGGAGGACAAAGAAUGCUGAGUUGCAUCCAAAGAACACCAUACCUACUGUGAAGCAUGGGGUUGGAAACAUCAUGCUUUGGGGCUGUUUUUCUGCAAAGGGACCAGGACGACUGAUCCGUGUAAAGGAAAGAAUGAAUGGGGCCAUGUAUCGUGAGAUUUUGAGUGAAAACCUCCUUCCAUCAGCAAGGGCAUUGAAGAUGAAACGUGGCUGGGUCUUUCAGCAUGACAAUGAUCCCAAACACACCGCCCGGGCAACGAAGGAGUGGCUUCGUAAGAAGCAUUUCAAGGUCCUGGAGUGGCCUAGCCAGUCUCCAGAUCUCAACCCCAUAGAAAAUCUUUGGAGGGACUUGAAAGUCCGUGUUGCCCAGCGACAGCCCCAAAACAUCACUGCUCUAGAGGAGAUCUGCAUGGAGGAAUGGGCCAAAAUACCAGCAACAGUGUGUGAAAACCUUGUGAAGACUUACAGAAAACGUUUGACCUGUGUCAUUGCCAACAAAGGGUAUAUAACAAAGUAUUGAGAAACUUUUGUUAUUGACCAAAUACUUAUUUUCCACCAUCAUAUGCCAAUAAAUUCAUAAAAAAUCCUACAAUGUGAUUUUCUGGAUUUUUUUUUCUCAUUUUGUCUGUCAUAGUUGACGUGUACCUAUGAUGAAAAUUACAGGCCUCUCUCAUCUUUUUAAGUGGGAGAACUUGCACAAUUGGUGGCUGACUAAAUACUUUUUUCCCCUACUGUAUAUGUGUGAGUAUGUAUGUGUGUGUGUGUGUGUGUGUGUGUGUGUGUGUGUGUGUGUAUAUGUGUUUGUGUAUAUAUGUUUUAUUCUCGCAUAGGUGCAGUGAAAUGUGUUGUUUUAUAGGGUCAGCCAUAGUAGUACGGCACCCUGGAACAAAUUAGGGUUAAGUGCCCUGCUCAAGGGCAGAUCAGCAGAUUUUCACCCUGUGAACUCAGGUAUUCGAACCUGCAACCUUUCAAUUACUGUCCCAACGCUCUAACUGCUAUAUGGAUGAGUAGGUUGACCGAUGGAUGGGUGGGUGGUUGUGGAUGGAUGGAUGGAUGGAUGGGUGGAUGGACAGCUGGAUGGAUGGAUAGAUGGGUGGGUGUAGAGAUGGAUGAGAAAGAGAGGUAUGCAGAUGGGAUGAAAGGACUUACUGUAGGGUGAAAUGUGCAGUCAAAUGAAUGGUGGAUGUGUUACUUUUAAAAUGUAGGUCGUAUUUAGAUUUUUGGCAUUGAUGUGGGGGUUCUUCACACAGGUAGAUUGCUGUGGUCUAGACUGUGUCGGGCAUUUACUACCAUUCACCUUAUCGAUCCCACAAUACUAAGUUAUUUACACUGUGAGUUAAUAAGUGUGGAAUGUGAAUGAUUUUUAUAUCCAUCACUAUGAUAUAUAAUGCCAAUUUUCACACAGCUUUAUUGAGGAGGUGGUCAUGAUUUGAUAUGCCAUGGUGCAUUUCUGCCGCUGUGGCAACUUCCCUUUUCUCCUCAAAUCAUUUCCCCUUUUUUUUCUCUUUUCUAUUAUUGUUUCUGUGUGUGUGUGUUUCUUUCCCCUUCCGGCUCCAUUGCUGCCCGUCCUCCAGUCUGGUUCUCAGUUGUCUCUCAGUAUGAAUCCCCUCCUGCUCAGUCAAGGAUCAGAACCCUCCUCCUUGGAGACGAAGUCACCUGCAGCCCCUGCUUCCCCAGUAGUUGUAACCAGAGACCCAACUGGGCCUGUGGAUCUGCAGCUGGAGCCCCCCAGUGACACGUCCCCCUCCUGUACCCCUGUUCCUUUAGAACUCCACAUAGAUGAAGAUGCCUGCGCUUGCCCUCCCUCCUCCACCCCCCUCUCAGCUGCUUCAGCCUCCACCGUUGUGUUGGCCUCAUCCCAGAGCCUCCAGUACACCCAGAUCCACACACAGCUGGGAGGAGAAACUGAUCCCAGCGUGAGAACUACGCUGACCUCCCACAUGGAGUCCCUCACUGUGGUCUCUAACACCACAAGCCACACUUUGCCAAAGACCCCCGAUCCUCCUGUUGCCCCAGUUGUAAAGUACCCCAGUCCUGCAGUGGAUACAAAGACCACCAAGACACCUAGUCCAGUAACUGUUGACAAGACCCCUAGUCUGGUACCUGUUGCCAAUACCCUCAGUCCUGUGACUGUUGUCAAGACCCCUAGUCCUAUAACUGUUGCCAAGACUCCCAUUCCAGUUAUGGUUGCUACGAGCCUCAGUCCUGUUCCAAUUCCUAAAAGCCUCAGUCCUCUUCCAGUUGUUAAGAGCCCCAGUCCAGUUCUGGUUGCUAAGAGCCCCAUUCCUGUUAGUGUUGCUAAGAGUCCCACUCAUAAAACAAUCACCCUUCCUCUGUCAGCCCCCAUUGAUCAAUCUUCCCCACCGAAGGAGAAGCAGCCAGACAAAACCGCUGCUCAGCCAGCAGAGCCCCCUUCUGCAUGUCCUGACUUGAGGAUAACAUGGCCAUGUCGGGAGCCCUUGCUGGAGGACACUCUUGGCAGAUUGUUGUCCUUCGACUUUACCCUGCCAGAGGGAGAAGUGAAGCAUGCCAAGAUGACUUAUCAGGACAAAGUGGAGCUUUGUGCCAUGGCAGGAGACAAGGAAAGGACUUGGGAGGAUGAGGAAAGGAUUUACCCAAGGCACAGCACACCCCUGGAUGGGCGCGAGGGGACGAUGACCCCCCUUACCAAGGCCAGCUGGAUGGACGACUGCUUGACCCCGUCGGCGUGCCCGGGAACCCCCGAGACCACCCUGGACCUGCCCCUGAACCAGCCUUCGGCCGUGGAGAGGCUGUCCACCUCGGGCCAAGUACGACGCUCUCUUCCAAUAGGCCAUCCAUCCACAACAACGCUCUCCCAAAAUAAGCUGGCACGCGAGUUUGAAGGCUGUAAGGCACCAUAUGGUUUAUCUUUUAUUAGGCCAAGUUUGAGGCCAAAUCCCCACUUUGACACAUUUCAUCUUUCCCAUGUAUCCUGGCACUGGUGGUGUCACACACUGAAAGGUGUAACCGAUACAGUAAAAUACAGAGAUGUAAAUGAUCACUAAUAUAUAUGAUGCCAUUGGCUUUUUAUCAGAUGAUGGUUCAUUCUAGCCUGGUGGAAUCAGUCUGAUCGCUAAGUUCACCAUCCUUUUUCACUUCACUUAUACAGUACCAGUCAGAAGUUUGGACACACCUACUCAUUCAAGGGUUUUUCUUUAUUUUUACAAUUUUCUACAUUGUAGAAAAAUAGUGAAGACAUCAAAACUAUGAAAUAACACAAAUGGAAUCAUGUAGUAACCGGAAAAGUGUUAAACAAAUCUAAAUAUAUUUUAUAUUUGAGAUUCGUCAAAUAGCCACCCUUUGCCUUGAUGACAGCUUUGCACACGCUUGGCAUUCUCUCAACCAGCUUUAUGAGGAAUGCUUUUCCAACAGUCUUGAAGGAGUUCCCACAUAUGCUGAGCACUUGUUGUCUGCUUUUCCUUCACUCUGCCAUCUGACUCAUCCCAAACCAUCUCAGUUGGGUUGAGGUCGGGGGAUUGUGGAGGCCAGGUCAUCUGAUGCAGCACUCCAUCACUCUCCUUCUUGGUAAAAUACCCAUUACACAGCCUGGAGGUGUGUUGGGUCAUUGUCCUGUUGAAAAACAAAUGAUAGUCCCACUAAGCCCAAACCAGAUGGGAUGGCAUAUCGCUGCAGAAUGCUGUGGUAGCCAUGCUGGUUAAGUGCCUUGAAUUCUAAAUAAAUCACAGACAGUGUCACCAGCAAAGCACCCCCACACCAUAACACCUCCUCCUCCAUGCUUUACGGUGGGAACUACACAAAGACACGGCGGUUGGAACCAAAAAUCUCAAAUUUGGACUCUAGACCAAAGGGAACAUUUCCACCGGUCUAAUGUCCAUUGCUCAUGUUUCUUGGCCCAAGCAGGUCUCUUCUUAUUAUUGGUGUCCUUUAGUAGUGGUUUCUUUGCAGCAAUUCGAUUCUAAUGAACUUAUCCUCUGCAGCAGAGGUAACUCUGGGUCUUCCAUUCUUGUGGCUGUCCUCAUGAGAGCCAGUUUCAUCAUAGCGCUUGAUGGUUUUUGCAACUGCACUUGAAGAAACUUCUUGUGUCCAAACUUUUGACAGUUAGUGUAAGUCUGGGAUUUCUUAUCUUGGAAACUGUUUGAGUCUGUCUGUAAUGGGGCAUUAUUCAAAAAUAACUUGUCAGCGAUGGGAUCACCUUCAACCAAUCAGAGGAUGGCUUAAUUAAAAGAACAGUUUGACCACGUGGGUUUUUGUCCUAAACCCACCCACUGUUUCUGAGAGGAUGCUGAUUGGACCGUCCAUUUUCUGGCUUAUUCCAAGUGCCCAUCUAUUGGAUUAAGCACAGACUGAUAAGUGAAGUGAAAUAGAAUGGUGAAAGCAGCGAUCAGACUGUUUCCACCAGGCUAGGCUCAUUCAAGUUCCUUCAUGAUCUGUUAGUCAUUUUCAAGUUGAAGUGAUUGAGAUGGGCUCUUAUUUUGGGAGAGCGACUCACAUGAACACAUGAGGACACAAGGACUUGAAUAUAUAGGGCAUCUUGUCAAAGUUUUACCUGAGAAGUGAUGCAUGGAGUUUGUAUUUUCUGCAUUGUGAAGAAUGUUGGCUAUUGUGAACUGCACAAGGAUAUAAGUCAGCGAAAAGUCACGAGGGUUAACUGCCUACCAUGUGGAAAUGUCCGCUGUGUGUUGUUUACAGUUAUAUUGCACGUCUCAACUUGCAUCUGUGAGCUUGUCACUUGCACAAUCAAGAGUGAUGCAAACCUUCACCGCUCAGCCGUGUGUAGCUUGCCACCUCAUGUCAAUAUGCUGGAUUAUAUGUUGAUGAUGAUAAUGCACUCUCAGUAUACCAUUUAAAACCCCUUUAUUCAUAGGCUACUUGGCUAAUGCAAGGCCAGGAUAAAAAUAAACACUUAUGUGAAGCUGCUAAACCAGCCUUGAAUAAGGGGGAAGGUAGGCUAUGCAUGUUUUUUUAAUCAAAUUAAAUGAAAUGGGAGGGAAACCAAUAGUUUUUUUAUGUUUCUAAAUAUAAGAUUCACCGGCACAAAAGGCACAUCUCUCAUUCCAUGGGGACUGUGCGUCAUAGCUGGAUAGGCUGCGCUUUCACUCUCAAAAUCCAUGCGUUACCGUUAAGACCUGCUUUUGGUUGGUCUUCAAAUUUACCAUCAGCUCUGCAUAAAAUUGUCACUUUUGCGCUUGUUUUUAUGAACACACCCUCCCAUCUCAGCAAGCUGAUGUUAGACAGGUAAAUUGCCGAACCUGGUGUAAAGGUUGGAAAAUGCCCGUUUUUACAUGACGAAAUUGCAAACUAACGUGUGUUUGACACUUGUGCCUCUCUUAGCGGCAGCCGAAAAUAGAGCCAGUGGUGUUAAGGGAGAAUAAUUUGAUUUGACCUAGUACCGCUUCUUCCAGGUGACGUGAAGAAGGUCUGUAUCUGCACCAUGUGGUCUCACUACUGGUGUUCCACAGGGCUAGGUACUACACACAUUCUCUGUGCAAUGUUUGAGUGGAGAGGGGACAAACCUAAAACAUGUUUAUAUAGGCCUGUGGAACCAUGUUUGAGAAUCUGUUUUCAAGGACAUUAGCAGGACUUGAGCUGCUUCUCUACAGUGACAUUACUGCAAGAAUCUAAGACCAUCGGUUUUGCUGCUUGCAUUUUAUGUCCGCCUGUGUGUUGCAGGAGCAUUACAUUUCUAGUCGUUGUUUUGCACAUCGUGUAUUUUACAUUUACGUCAUUCUCUUAUCCAGAGUGACUUACAGUAGCAAUUAGGUUUAAGUGCCUUGCUCAAGGACACAUCGACAGAUUUUUUUCCUCUAGUCGGCUCUAGGAUUCUAACCAGCGACCGUUCGGUUAUUGGCCCAACGCUCUUAACCGCUAGGCUACCUGCUGCACUGUAUGUUUUUGCGCUGAGAAGAAUGGACGUUUGUUACGUGUUUUCAAUCAGCCAGCAUGCUCACACACUGCAGCCUAGCAGGUGUGAAAUAGACUGCCUCGGAAAAUAGUGGAAUGGAAUGGAGUCGAGUGGAGUGCCCUUUGACCUUUGCGAUCAGCCGGCCUGGCCUGAAGGAUUGUGCUUCCUGGUGUUUCGUGCCUGGCUCUGCAGCACCCCUGAUAUGUGUGUGGUCAUGGGAGGUAUGGGGAAGCACCACCAUGCCCCCCCCCCCCCUUACUUCCUUCUACCCAACUCUGUAGCUCAAGUCGGUUAUCUGCCGCACCAAAGAGACGCCCAACGUGCACCCCAUGUACCGAGACGGGCAUUUGUUGAGGCGUAAACUGGGUCCUGUCAUCUUCACCAAGAGCAGUUCCCAGGACUGUCUCAUCGCAGAGCUGCAGGGUAAGCUGGGAAUCGAAUGCGCCGUUGAGCGCCGACGCAAGAAGCAGUCAGACGACUGGCUCACUGAAGGGGUCAUCGUCAUGAACAACCCGCAGCGCACGCGGGAAGAUCGGGCCUCGCCGGUGGUGGACAAGGUACAGUGAUGUGGCCGGAGCCAGUACUAAGUCCUCUCAUUGCAGCACCUUCCAGUAGCGUUGUUCUUGAUUUGUGCUGUUAUUCUAGAGUAACGUUACCAAGGCCCUUUUCUAUACCACACAUAUGGAUUAUGACUAGCGAACAGUUUCUCAACCGUAUUCUUCUGUAACCACUUGUUGAUGUUUUCUUGCCCCAACUGAGGCUUUCUAUUUCCUGUGGUUUAAUUUCACUCAUCUUUGAUGUCUCUCUCUUGCUCUCUGUCUCUUCCCGCACCCAGAUUGUCAUCCCUCCUGAUUCGCCUGUCCCUCGGAGAAAAGUCAUUCCCCCUCCGCAGUCCCCCCCGGCACCCAAAAAGCCAUCCCCUGUCAAGCAGACCCCUCCGCCCCUGCCUCCUCCCCCGCCCCCACCCCCCUCGCCUCCUCCCAAGGACCCCAUCCCUCCCCCGCCACGCACCCCUUCCCCCCCACCUGUGGAGCAUCAGCCCACCUCUUCCUGGACGCCGACCCCCAGAGAGCCCACCCCUCCACCCAGGGAACCUGCCCCGCACAAAACCCCUAGCCCCCCGCCCAAGUCUGUCACCCCGCCCACCCCGCCCACUCCCCCAAAGGUCUUUGUGUCUAUUGGCUGCCAGACUGAGUACGAUCCCAUCUUCCCACCAAUGGAGGCAUGGAACACUCAAUCCACUUUGUUCGUUUAUCCUUCUGUUUUCUCUAUUUCUCCCUUUCUCUCUUUGGCCUAAUCUGCCUCUCACUUAUUUAUUUUCUCACUAUCACCAACUUUGUUUCUCAAUUUCUUGGUUUGUAUUGAGUGGUCUGUGUCAGUGGACGUGUUGUCAAAACCAAAACUCUUCACUGUGUGUGUGUGUGUGUGUGUGUGUGUGUGUGUGUGUCGAGAAAACAUAUCUAUUUUGGGCCCUAUCUCUAAACACUGCUGCACCAAGAGUCUAGGAGAGGGGUUGUGAUGAGGAAGGAACUCUUUAAGGAUGUGUGAAAUCCAUUCUGUAGAGAUUAAAGAGCAUGACAUCCAGGCUGGCGAGUGAACUGUCCCGGUUUUUGGAGAAUGACGUCUAGCGGCGGCAACUUGGGCCAUGUCGUUCCCUUCCUCUUUAACAAACUCAUCAAGGUUAAACCAAGUUGGUAUUGAUUUUACUCCAGAUGGAAGGGUGGAUGUUUAGUGAGGGUUGCCUUUCAUCAGUGAAAUUUGCCUGUACGUGACUGUUUUUCCCUGUGUGUGUGUGUGCGCACACGUUUUUUUGUAAGCAGUAGGCCCACUGACAGGCUAUUUUUUCCCUCUGUGGAAUUUGACUAGGUCAGGAAGCUCCAAUGACCAAACCAUUUGAGAAGUGUAGUUCCCUCCCAACUUACUUCUGCCCAUCAACACAAUCAAUAGGCUCUAUAGGUAGCUAAUAAGAGGAGUUACUCUUGGAGACAGUAGUCCAAUUAAAGAGUUCCAGGGUUGGACUGCAGUGCUCUAUGUAAUGUCAGCUUUUAUGCGAUGAGUCGAACAUGUUCUUUCUAGCCUGGCAUGCCAUGCCAGUGGCAUUCUCCAUUUCAGCCAUUAAAAAGACUGCUUUCUUUGGCAUGUCACAUAAGCCCAGGGAGAGUGUGUUCUGUUUCGUCAAGAAUAAUUACUGCUGUCUAUGAAGACUCAGUUAAAUUCCAAAUACUUAAUCCCAGAGGGGCAAUUACAUUCAGAUGUAAUCAGCAGAGUUGUUGAAUAGAGACUCUUCUACGCUUUAAUUAGGUUUUCUGUGAAUUGAGCAGAACAUUAAUUGGGAAGGGAUCUCUAUUUGUGGAACUGUGUUGCUUGCAUGUGUACGUUUCUAUAUGUUAGUGUGUAUGCUUAAUGUCUGCGUGUGUGUUUCUGUGCGUCUGUUUCUUUCUCUGACAUGUCUGUCUGUGUGUGACCCAUCCACAGAUUCUGGCCCAGGGGAAGAGCUUGCCCACGGCUCCCCCCAAACAGGCCAACAAGCUGGACAACAUGCUGGGCAGCCUCCAGUCAGACCUCCAUAAACUGGGCGUCCAGACCGUGGCCAAGGGAGUGUGUGGGGCCUGCAACAAGCCCAUCGUUGGACAGGUGACCUUACACACACACACACACACACACACAUACACACAGGAAGACACACGCACACAUGCACAACACACACAGGCCGUACUCACGCACUCACACUUACGCACACACUCACAUUCACCUUUACUGUGCUUAUUACAUACAUUUUUGGAUCCCUGUUGAAUGUAUUCCUAGAUCAAUUUUGACUGCUCGUGGUCAAUACAACAGUGGUCAUGAUUGGUUAAUCCACCCUGUUGUUCUGAGCUGCCUACAGAGCUUGCAUGGUUUGCAUUCUUCCAUAUAAUCGAUGUUUGCUGGUAAUGGAAAUAAGGUUAAUUACUUUGUCCACAAUAGGAAGGUCACUGUUCCACACUGAGGGCUGAAUCUGAACUGGAGAUAUGCACCAUUAACCGGUGGAAAUCAAUCAUGCAUUGAUGUCAAUGGGACAUUGGCAUGGUCAUAUGCACAUCUCUGAUUAGGAUUCACCCCUGGGCCAAUAUUCGUAAAGACUCUUAGUAGGAGCGCUGAUCUAGGAUCAGUGUGGUCUUUUAGAUUCUAAUGGUUAAGAUUACAUGGAUGGGGGGACCUGAUCCCACUCUGAGACAGUUUAUGAAUACGAGUCCAGAUUCACAAAAUUCUAGGUUGAGGCUCCUAGUUUAGAUUUGUGUUGCGUCUGUCUUGUGCCCUCCCUGUGCCCAGGUGGUGACCGCCAUGGGGCGCACUUGGCACCCGGAGCACUUUGUGUGUACCCACUGUCAAGAGGAGAUUGGCUCCAGAAACUUCUUUGAGCGGGACGGAGCACCCUACUGUGAGAAGGACUACCACGACCUGUUCUCCCCACGCUGCCACUACUGCAAUGGACCUAUCCUGGACGUUAGUAUUACACACACACACACACACACACACAUUAUGGCACCCUGAAUCCCACAGACCCAGCUUUGAGCCAUUCUUCUCCACACCCUAUCUCUGUUUCUGUCUCACUCCGCACGUCAACACUCACUCAUAUCCUUGCACUGACACACUGCAGCGUGUGUAUGAGCCACUGCACACAUGAACACACACACACACACACACACAUGAACACACACACUGCCUGGGGUGAGGCACCACAGCAGAAGGGGGAAGAGUACAGCGACUGGACUUUAGCCUCGGGAUAGGUCAGAUUAGUCACAGUGGAGACAAGCUUCCUCAUUGGUCCAAUGUGGUGUAUUCAUAUCACUCCUUUCUCUCUCCUUUCUUUCUAUUGCUCUCUCUCGUCACGCUACUUUGUCCUCACUAGACAGACUGCUCUAUACUACUCUGUCGUCAGCCUCACUAUAGUAGUGCUGCCAUCUGCUGGCUAUAGGCAAAAUGCCUAAAACCUUGAUUUUAUGAAUUCAAUAUGCUGCUAACUAGCCUCGGAAACCCAGACCCUAGGCAACAGCAGUGACUUGGGUCUGGGAUUAAUAACGGACUCUUGUUAACUUCGAAAAGGGGAAAAAUAUGUUCCGGGGAGGGACCUCUUCAGACAGACAACUCUCCCAACAAAUCACGAGGCAGGCAUGUCAAAACGUCGCGAUUUGCAGGCAAAAACCUUUGCAGUGGUUUAAGUGAAAGUAGUUGAUGCAAACUAGCCACUUGCAAAAUGCACUCAUUAAAAAUAACCUCAGUGAUUUCCAUCUUGCUAGCUAAUAUUUUGUGUCCGGGAGGAUGUGGGCAACAAGCAGAUAAAGCAGUGACGUAGUUCCUCUAUGCCAAACUGACGUUGCAUCCAUACAGAUGUGUAAGCCGGAAACAUUGGUACAUUGUGGGAGCCAACCCGUCUGUCUAGAGAGACUAGUGUACGAAACAUGAAAAACACUGUCCUAAUAUUGAGUUGCACACCCCCCUUUUGCCCUCAGAACAGCCUCAAUUCGUCGGGGCAUGGACUCUACAAGGUAUCGAAAGCGUUCCACAGGGAUGCUGGCACAUGUUGACUACAGUGCUUCCCACAGUUGUGUCAAAUUGGCUGGAUGUCCUUUGGGUGGUGGACCAUUCUUGAUACACAUGGGAAACUGUUGAGUGUGAAAAAUCAAGCAGCGUUGCAGUUCUUGGCACAAACCGGUGUGCCUGGCACCUACUACCAUACCCCGUUCAAAUGCACUUAAAUAUUUUGUCUUGCCCAUUCACCCUCUGAAUGGCACACAUACACAAUCCAUGUCUCAAUUGUCUCAAGGCUUAAGUCUCCUGAAGUGGAUUUAACAAAUGACAUCAAUAAGGGAUCAUAGCUUUCACCUGGAUUCACCUGGUCAGUCUGUCAUGGAAAGAGCAGGUGUUCUUAAUGUUUUGUAUGCUAACUGCAUUUGGGGAAAAAUAUGGAUCUUUUUUUGUCCCCUACAGAAAGUGGUGACGGCACUGGACAGGAACUGGCAUCCAGAACACUUCUUCUGUGCUCAGUGUGGAGCUUUCUUUGGUCCAGAGGGUAAGCUAUCUCUCUCCCCUCUCUCUCCUCUCCUCUAUUCUUCCAUCUUUCUUCUCUAUUCCUUUCUCUCUAGCUUCUCUUCUCUUGCCCUCAGUCUCCUCUGUCUGUCGUUCUUCUCUUCUUUUCUCUCUCUCUGUCGUCUUAAGGCAGUGUCCUUCUCUGCCCCUCCUCCACAGGCUUCCAUGAGAAGGAUGGGAAGGCGUACUGUCGGAAGGACUACUUUGACAUGUUUGCGCCCAAAUGUGGAGGCUGUGCCCGUGCCAUCCUGGAGAACUACAUAUCAGCCCUCAACUCCCUCUGGCACCCUGAGUGCUUCGUCUGCAGGGUAAGUGGGUGUGUGCUGUGGUGCUAUUCUAAGCGUAUUAUCCCUCAUCUAUAUAUGGUGAGACAUACAGGUAACAGACAAAAUAAAUGAAACACCAACAUAGUGUCUUAAUAGGGCGUUGGGCCACCACGAGCCGCCAGAACGGCUUUAAUGCGCCUUGGCAUAGAUUCUACAAGUGUCUGGAACUCUGUUGGAGGGAUGCGACACCAUUCUUCCACGAGAAAUUCCAUAAUUUGUUGUUUUGUUGAUGGUGGCACCGCUCCAGAAUCUCCCAUAAGUGUUCAAUGGGGUUGAGAUCUGGUGACUGAGACGGCCAUGGCGUAUGAUUUACAUCAAAUGUUAUGCUCAUUAAACCAUUUAAUGACCACUUGCCCUGUGGAUGGGGGCAUUGUCAUCCUGGAAGAGACCACUCCCAUCAGGAUAGAAAUGAUUCACCAUAGGUUGAAGGUGAUCACUCAGAAUGGCUGUGUAUUAUUGCCGUUUACCUUGCCCUCUAAGGGGUUGAGUGGACCUAAACCAUGCCAGGAAAAAUCACCCCACACCAUAACAGAGCCGCCAGAACCCUCAUUUACUCAUGUUUCCUUUAUUUUGGCAGUUACCUAUAGCUUUCAUAUAGUUCUUGAAAAAAAGGUAUUUCCAAAAACAGUAUUGAUUGCCUCAGCCAUUUUGUGACAACCUCCUUUCCUUUUCUUCCCACCUCUGUGCAUUACAGGAGUGCUUCACCCCCUUUGUAAAUGGGAGCUUCUUUGAGCACGAGGGUCAGCCCUACUGCGAGGGCCACUACCACGAGCGCCGCGGCUCCCUGUGCUCCGGCUGCCAGAAGCCCAUCACGGGCCGCUGCAUCACGGCCAUGGCCAAGAAGUUCCACCCCGAGCACUUUGUCUGUGCCUUCUGCCUCAAGCAGCUCAAUAAGGGCACUUUCAAGGAGCAGAACGACAAGCCCUACUGCCAGGGCUGCUUCAUCAAGCUCUUCAGCUAG